GGCUGGACUAGGGUACAUCCGGCCGCUUUUAGUGCAGGGCAUUCAGGGCUGGCCGGAGCUAACGGGUGCCGGUUUCCACCUCUAUUGCGCCUGUGAUAUAAGAACUACGGAGUAUAUUGCGCUGUAAAAUAAAGGAGACUCUCCGCAAACUAGGCGUGACGGCGAGAUGCUAACGUGACUUUCUAUUGGCAGGGGUUUAGAGUACGACCUAUGCUAAAAUACGGAGUAUAGGAGAAAUCGAUACUUGCACAACUUUUGAAAUUCUUAAACGUAAAGCAAAGAUCGUCGACACAACUGUCGCCCGCACACUUGGGAAGGUCGACAUGUACCGAGACUUUGCGAAAGCCGAGAAUCAGCAAGGACUUGAAAAACAGUUGGCGGGCCUCGAGUCUCUUGCAGGCAGGGUUGUCGCUACCAUCCGAAAGAGGUUUGAGGCUGGGAAUGAGAAUGUCUGGAUAACCCGUCUAGAGCGUGAUACGUUGCGCAAAUUUCUAUUUAUUAUGAAAUACAGGUCCUCGAACAUGUACAAGCGUUUUUGUCCUGAGACUUUCGAGGACUAUUCUGCUGAUGACCGAGAGGAGCUGUUAAAAUACGUACGCGGGAAAGAUUUCGAGAAGCCGAUCGAUGUGUGGUUCGACAACAUCAGAGCUAUGUUAGAACUGGAAAUGGAUCCAGGUGGUAAGUGGAUGGAAGAAAUUAGGAAGCGUGCCUAUCCUGCCGACGCGGAAUGGUUUGUUCACCAUACGCAAAAUAUGUUUAUGGCCUUGUGCACGCCAUCAGAGCAAUAUGAUGAGUUUUUACUGACCGAGAAUGGCUAUGGAAUCCACGAAGGACCAGUGAGUGGUCAGGUGGAUCCUAGCACUGGUAAAUUUACCGCAACAUCCUACACCGAGUACCACGUCUUUGCAGUCAUCUCUCCGAGGUUAAUGAUUGUGCUACGAAGCUUUAUCUUGCCUAAUCCUAUGGAAGACAACUUACAAGGUAUAAGAGAGUUUAGACAGACCGUGUAUCGGAUUUGUGCUAGCACGCAUGUCAAUCCGAAUGAAGAACACUCUAUAUUAGCGGACCUACCGAUAUUGCAGGCUCACAAUUCAUACACGAAGUACAAAAAUGGCAUGCGAGUUUUGCUCAAUGGCGAGGAUGGGAGCCAUCGAAAUGAUCACCGAUUUUGUUUUCGAUUCUUUCCGGUUGCUACUGAUCACGUUGACAAGAUCAAUGGUAUUAUGCUCGAGGAGUCCUACGGCAUAUCUACGAUAGUCUUUGGAUCUCGCACCGGAGCUCGGAAGAUAUUCGAAUCCUAUCUGAGCGCCGUUCCUCUUGUAGAAUCUGGUUUUAAGACUGUGAACGGCAAGCCAGACGACCCCAGGUUGAUUUUUCUCCAAAAACUGGAGCAUGUCGCUAAGCAGAUGGGUUCUAAUGUUGUGGCCGUCUAUCGCACAAGAAAUAAUGCGCCUACGGAAGAGGAGGAAUACGAAGCAGUCGCUCGGAUGAUGGAACUUACCCCCCCCGAGGAAAGGGGUGAGCAUAUGCAACUCUAUAUGCGACUUGGUGGGUCCUAUGCGGCAUUGAUGAAGGACUUAGAGCAGGCCCGGAACAUGUUGAAUAUGAGAAUUAAAUUCGACGUUUGGUCUACGGGGCUAAAUGAGCGUUUCCGGAAUGAUAUCCGCGAGAAUCUCCAGAAAAUAUUCAGCCAGCUCCCUGUGUGGCGACUCUGGUAUUAUCUCAAGCAGGUGCGGAAUAUGGUACUACGAGGUCGUUCUAUAGAGGGAGGUGUCAUUGCUGAUGGGCCGGAGGACGUGAUCGCAAAAGUGAGCCAUGUGAUCCGCAACGAGGCCAUAGCUCGUCUUAUGUUCGCUGUUGUGCUUAAUCAAAUAUCCCUCGUGAAUCAUCCAGACCUUGAAUUCUACCCCACGAUCAUCUCCCCUCGUGAAUCAUCCAGACCUUGAAUUCUACCCCACGAUCAUCUCCGAAGCCUCGUG
This is a messenger RNA of Pseudogymnoascus destructans, 1979 nucleotides long. RefSeq lists its product as uncharacterized. Bases 324 to 1946 code for a protein of 540 amino acids. The transcript has 3 exons. NCBI's taxonomy places the organism in Eukaryota, Fungi, Ascomycota, Leotiomycetes, Thelebolales, Thelebolaceae. The record is from RefSeq and is a predicted model, not a curated record.